GUAGAGCCGGAGUUCAAGAUCUAGAAGAAUGAUGCUUCUCUGACCUGCCCGUCAUCCUGUCUGGGAUCCACCGUUACUGCCCAGCCCACGUGGGGUAAGCGUUGCCACUUAAAAUUAGCCAGGCACCACGGCUCAUAUCUGUAAUCCCAGCACUUUCGGAGGCUGAGGUGGGAGGAUUGCAUGAGCCCAGGAGUUCUGACACCAGCCUGGGCAACACAGGAGACCUCGUCUCUACAAAAAAUUGUAAAAUGACGCAUGGUGUGAGCCUGUGCCCCAGCUACUCAGGAGGCUGAGGCAGCAGGAUCGCUCGAGCCUAGGAAGUUGAGGUUGCAGUGAGCUUUGACGGGUAACCACUCCACUCCAGCCUGGGCAACGCAGCAAGACCCUGUCUCUUAAACCAGAGCGUCGCCCCUUCGGCUGCAUGGAAGCUGUUCUCAUCCUGGUACAGGUGAAUUUCGUGGAAAUUGCAGGGAGCAGAAAAGAAGGGGAAGGAGUCAGAUGGGGCAGCUGUCUCUCCACCUCCUGGUCCUGCAGGAGCUGGUCUUGCUGUGGUCUCUCCAGCUGCACUGGCCAGGAUGGGAAGACACAGGCAGGGCAAGGGCCGUGGGCUGGUCUCAGGGGGUCCCUCCUGUCCUCUGACCGCAUUCCUGGCUGCUCUUCCGACUCCCCUGGGGCUGGGCGGGGUGUUGGGAAACCACAGCUUGGUAUGGUGAGGUCAGGGUGGCCCCUGACUUCCCUGGGACAUAGUCCAGAGGGCAGCUCUGGGAUCUCCGACCACUUCCACCAGCCAAAUCUACCUCCCUGCUCCUGUUCUGGAACCUCCCACAGGUCCCCACUGCCCACAGGCCAAACUCUUCACCUUCCAGCUUCCUCCUCCAGCCUGACCUGGAUACUUUGCUCUCUUCCCAUUGAAGUGGGCACAUUCCCACCUCCGGGCCUUUGCUGAGGCUGUGCGGCCACCUGGAAUACCCUUCCCACCCCCCAUCCGUCCCUCGGACACAUCUCAUACAUCCUCAAGGCCCAGCCUCAAUGCCGCCUCCUCCAGGAAGGCUUCCUGGACUCCAUCCCAGCCGAUACUUCCCUCCUCCGGUCCUCCACAGGCCACCUUCUCAAGUGUCGGCUCCAAGGAGACAGAUGGCCUGGGAAUCAUCAGAUCCUGUGACUGGACCCUCCCUCCUCCCAGCCCAGUGCCCAGAGCCACCCAUGGGGUCUGCCCUCUCACCCCCAAUAACACAGGGCUAGGAACCCUGUCUCAGGGGCAGGUAGGAGGGGGACACAGCCCAGGGUGGGUGUCAUGGCCAUUCCUCUGCCCACCCACCCACAAACAGCCCAGCACAUAGGCUGGGCUCAGCACAAAAGUUCCGGGUCUGGGUUUGAAUCCGGUCCUCACCACUUCCUGGAACAGGACGCCUCCUCCAAGGAGCCUCCCUGGGUUGGCCCAAGCCCCCCAGGCUGGGUUUCCACUCCUGGGGUGCCCCCAGCUUGGCUGGUGCUCCAUCUUGGUCUGUGUUUUGGCCCAAAUCCCUUCUGGAGAGUGACGGGCUCCCCUCCACACUGAGGACACCCCCUGCUCCUUGCCGAGACCCCGCUUCUGCCUGGGUAACGCGAAGGUAGCAUUUGUUCAGUGCACGACCUCAUCUCACAGAGGCUCAGAUCACACAGAGGCUCACAACCACUCUCUGUGUUGCUCCAUUGAGCCAAACGUGUAUUAAGCACCAAAUGUAUGCAAGGCACUGUUCUGUGGGUAGAAGAGGGUGCCCUGUGGGAACCUGCGGGGAGGUGUUCCAGGCAGAGGGCACAGCCCGUGCAGAGGCCCUAAGGCAGGGCCAUGCCAGGUGUGCUGGAGGCAUAGCGAGGAGGCCUGCGUGGCUGGGAUGAAGCAAGCGAACGAGGAAGCUGGGGGAGAUGAGAGCAGAGAAGAAGCUGGAUGUUACGGGACGUGGUGCGGAGUAUGAGGGAGAAAACUGAGGCACAAAGAUGGUAACCGGCCAAGGCGUCCUGGCGCAGCAGGGAUUUGAACUACACCCACCUCGUGGAUGGAACUGGAGGCAGGACGGCACACAGGCGGUCCCUCAGGCCCAGGAGGGGAGCCCAGCUGGCCUGUGAGCCACUCAGCCUGAUGCAAGCUGUGGGCAGGGAACAGGGGAAAGGUGCUGGACCCAGGCCCACGCUGGGCUGGGCAGGUGGCCACGUGACCAUCCAGGCCACCUCCCCCGGGCCCAUUGGCCGCCUGCCCCUGCUGGCUGGGCCUGCGCCUGCCCCAGACCCUAUAAGGCCAGGGAGCCGAAGGCAGAGCCAGCUGCCAGCCGGGCCGGUCCGUCCUCCAGGGAACCCCGCGCAGUCCAGCUUCUCACGUUCUUACUAUGUCUGCUCCGGACGAAGGGAGACGGGAUGCCCCCAAACCGAAGGGCAAGACCCUGGGCAGCUUCUUUGGGUCCCUGCCUGGCUUCAGCUCUGCCCGGAACCUGGUGGCCAACGCACAUAGCUCGGCGAGAGCCCAGCCAGCUGCUGAGCCCGCAGGAGUGCCUGCCGCCGAGGCUGCCCAACCACAGGCUCAGGUGGCUACCCACCCAGAGCAGACGGCCCCAUGGACGGAGAAGGAGCUGCAACCUUCGGAAAAGCAGAUGGUGUCCGGGGCCAAAGACCUGGUGUGUUCCAAGAUGUCCAGGGCCAAGGAAGCUGUGUCCUCCGGGAUGGCCAGCGUGGUGGACGCGGCUAAGGGAGUGGUACAGGGAGGCCUGGACACCACUCGGUCUGCACUCACGGGCACCAAGGAGGCGGUGUCCAGCGGGGUCACAGGGGCCAUGGACAUGGCUAAGGGGGCCGUCCAAGGGGGUCUGGACACCUCGAAGGCUGUCCUCACCGGCACCAAAGACACGGUGUCCGCUGGGCUCACGGGGGCAGUGAAUAUGGCUAAAGGGACCGUACAGGCCGGCGUGGACACCACCAAGACUGUGCUGACCGGCACCAAAGACACAGUGACUGCUGGGGUCACGGGGGCAGUGAACUUGGCCAAAGGGACUGUCCAGACCGGCGUGGACACCUCCAAGGCUGUGCUGACUGGCACCAAAGAUGCUGUGUCCACUGGGCUCACAGGGGCAGUGAAUGUGGCCAGAGGAACCAUUCAGACCGGCGUGGACACCAGUAAGACUGUCCUAACAGGUACCAAGGACACCGUCUGCAGUGGGGUGACCGGUGCCGUGAACGUGGCCAAAGGGGCCGUGCAGGGGGGCCUGGACACCACCAAGUCUGUGGUCAUAGGUACAAAAGACACAGUGUCCACUGGGCUCACGGGGGCAGCGAACGUGGCCAAGGGGGCUGUCCAGACGGGUGUAGACACAGCCAAGACCGUGCUGACCGGCACCAAGGACACAGUCACUACUGGGCUCAUGGGGGCAGCGAAUGUCGCCAAAGGGACCGUCCAGACAGGCGUGGACACCACCAAGACUGUGCUGACCGGUACCAAGGACACCGUCUGCAGUGGGAUGACAGGUGCUGCGAAUGUGGCCAAGGGGGCCGUCCAGGGGGGCCUGGACACUACAAAGUCUGUCCUGACUGGCACUAAAGAUGCUGUGUCCACUGGGCUCACAGGUGCCGUGAAUGUGGCCAAAGGGGCUGUCCAGACCGGCGUGGACACCACCAAGACCGUGCUGACCAGUACCAAGGACACCGUCUGCACUGGGGUCACCGGUGCCAUGAAUGUGGCCAAAGGGGCCGCCCUGACGGGUGUAAACACGGCCAAGACCGUGCUGACCGGCACCAAGGACACAGUCACUACUGGGCUCAUGGGGGCAGCGAAUGUCGCCAAAGGGACCGUCCAGACAGGCAUGGACACCACCAAGACUGUCCUGACCGGUACCAAGGACACCGUCUGCAGUGGGGUGACUGGUGCUGCGAAUGUGGCCAAAGGGGCCGUCCAGGGGGGCCUGGACACUACAAAGUCUGUCCUGACUGGCACCAAAGAUGCUGUGUCCAUGGGAGUCACCGGGGCAGUGAACUUGGCCAAAGGGACCAUCCAGACCGGCGUGGACACCAGUAAGACUGUGCUAACCGGCACCAAGGACACCGUCUGCAGUGGGGUGACCGGUGCCGUGAACGUGGCCAAAGAGGCCGUGCAGGGGGGCCUGGACACAACCAAGUCUGUGGUCAUAGGUACAAAAGACACAGUGUCCACUGGGCUCACGGGGGCAGCAAACAUGGCCAAGGGGGCUGUCCAGACGGGUGUAGACACGGCCAAGACCGUGCUGACCGGCACUAAGGACACAGUGACUACUGGGCUCAUGGGGGCAGCGAACGUCGCCAAAGGGACUGUCCAGACAGGCAUGGACACCACCAAGACUGUCCUGACUGGCACCAAGGACACCGUCUGCAGUGGGGUCACCAGUGCCAUGAAUGUGGCCAAGGGGGCUGUGCAAACUGGGCUGAAAACGACCCAAAAUAUCGCAACAGGUACAAAAAACACCCUUGGCAGUGGGGUGACCAGUGCUGUGAACGUGGCCAAAGGGGCCGCCCAAACGGGUGUAGACACGGCCAAGACCGUGCUGACCGGCACCAAGGACACAGUCACUACUGGGCUCAUGGGGGCAGCGAAUGUCGCCAAAGGGACCGUCCAGACCGGUGUGGACACCACCAAGACUCUGCUAACCGGCACCAAGGACACCAUCUGCAGUGGGGUGACUGGUGCCGUGAAUGUGGCCAAAGGGGCCGUCCAAGGGGGCCUGGACACCACCAAGUCUGUGGUCAUAGGUACAAAAGACACAGUGUCCACUGGGCUCACGGGGGCAGCGAACGUGGCCAGGGAGGGUGUCCAGACAGGUGUAGACACAGCCAAGACCGUGCUGACCGGCACUAAGGACACAGUCACUACUGGGCUCAUGGGGGCAGCGAAUGUCGCCAAAGGGACCGUCCAGACAGGCGUGGACACCACCAAGACUGUGCUGACCGGUACCAAGGACACCGUCUGCAGUGGGGUGACUGGUGCUGCGAAUGUGGCCAAAGGGGCCAUCCAGGGGGGCCUGGACACUACAAAGUCUGUCCUGACUGGCACUAAAGACGCUGUGUCCACUGGGCUCACGGGGGCUGUGAACUUGGCCAAAGGGACCGUCCAGACCGGCGUGGACACCACCAAGACCGUGCUGACCGGCACCAAGGACACCGUCUGCACUGGGGUCACCGGUGCCAUGAAUGUGGCCAAGGGGGCUGUGCAAACUGGGCUGAAAACGACCCAAAAUAUCGCAACAGGUACAAAAAACACCCUUGACAGUGGGGUGACCAGUGCUGUGAAUGUGGCCAAAGGGGCCGCCCUGACGGGUGUAGACACGGCCAAGACCGUGCUGACCGGCACCAAGGACACAGUCACUACUGGGCUCAUGGGGGCAGCGAACGUCGCCAAAGGGACCGUCCAGACAGGCGUGGACACCACCAAGACUGUGCUGACUGGUACCAAGGACACCGUCUGCAGUGGGGUGACUGGUGCCGUGAAUGUGGCCAAGGGGGCCGUCCAGGGGGGCCUGGACACUACAAAGUCUGUCCUGACUGGCACUAAAGACACCGUGUCCACUGGGCUCACAGGGGCUGUGAAGUUGGCCAGAGGGACUGUCCAGACCGGCGUGGACACCAGCAAGACUGUCCUAACUGGUACCAAGGACACCAUCUGCAGUGGAGUCACUGGUGCUGUGAAUGUGGCCAAAGGGACCGUCCAGACAGGUGUGGACACAGCCAAGACGGUGCUGAGUGGCACUAAGGAUGCAGUGACUACUGGAGUCAUGGGGGCAGUGAAUGUGGCCAAAGGAACCAUGCAGACCGGCGUGGACACCUCCAAAACUGUGCUUAUGGGUACCAAGGAUACUGUCUGCAGUGGGGUUACCGGUGCCGUGAGCACGGCCAAAGGGGCUGUCCAGGGGGGCCUGGACACCACCAAGACAGUGCUGACCGGAACCAAAGACGCAGUGUCCGCUGGGCUCAUGGGGUCAGGGAACGUGGCGACAGGGGCCAUCCACACUGGCCUCAGCACCUUCCAGAAUUGGUUACCUAGUACCCAGGCCCCCUCCUGGGGUGGACUCACCAGUUCCAGGACCACAGACAAUGGUGGGGAGCAGACUGCCCUGAGCCCCCGAGAGGCCCCGUUCUCUGGCGUCUCCAGGCCCCUAGAUGUACUCAGUGUAGGCCUGGAGCCUGCCUGGGAAGCUGCAGCCACUACCAAGGGCCUUGCGACUGACGCGGCGACGUUCACCCAAGGGGCCGCUCCAGGCAAGGAGGACACAGGGCUCUUGGCCACCACACACGGCCCCGAAGAAGCCCCACGCUUGGCAAUGCUGCGGAAUGAGUUGGAAGGGCUGGGGGACAUCUUCCACCCCAUGAAUGCAGAGGAGCAAGCUCAGCUGGCUGCCUCCCAGCCCGGGCCAAAGGUGCUGUCGGCGGAACCGGGGAGCUACUUUGUUCGUUUAGGUGACCUGGGUCCCAGCUUCCGCCAGCGGGCAUUUGAACAUGCGGUGAGCCACCUGCAGCACGGCCAGUUCCAAGCCAGGGACACUCUGGCCCAGCUCCAGGGCUGCUUCAGGCUGAUUGAAAAGGCCCAGCAGGCUCCAGAAGGACAGCCGUGUCUGGACCAGGGCUCAGGUGCCAGUGUGGAGGACGCUGCUGUCCAGGAGGUGGGUCUGGCACAGGGCUGGGGUCCCCCCACCCCGCCCAUGGGUCUCCACUCACCUCGCGCCUUCCUCCCACAGGAGCGGGAUGCCGGGGUUCUGUCCAGGGUCUGCGGCCUUCUCCGGCAGCUGCACACGGCCUACAGUGGCCUGGCCUCCAGCCUCCAGGGCCUGCCCGCCGAGCUCCAGCAGCCGGUGGGGCGGGCGCGGCACAGCCUCUGUGAGCUCUAUGGCAUCGUGGCCUCGGCCGGCUCUGUAGAGGAGCUGGCUGCAGAGCGGCUGGUGCAGAGCCGUGAGGGUGUGCACCAGGCUUGGCAGGGGCUAGAGCAGCUGCUGGAGGGCCUACAGCACAACCCCCCGCUCAGCUGGCUGGUAGGGCCCUUCACCUUGCCCCCUGGCGGGCAGCAGCUGUAGGAGCCUGCAGGCCCGGUGCGGGGUCGCCCUGCUCUGCCCGGGGAGGAGCUGCCUCAGACCUUCUCCCCGCCCCCAAACCUGGAUCGGUUCCCUAAAGCCCUAGACCUUUGGGGCUGCAGCUGGCUGAGCACCGAGGGGCUGCGGAGGCAGUGACCUUCUAAGCUGGGCCACCCCACGCCCUGCUCUAGGUCUGCCUGCACCUCCCACGUCCUCCCCAGCGCUGCCUGCUCCUCUCGGAGCCUGGGGUCAUUUAGCCCACCAGCCAAGAGCCUUCCCUUGAAGACCCCAAGUGAGCACUGCAAUUAGGAAAGAGAAAAAGCAGCAUGCCCAGCCUGGAAGGGCAUCUGUUUGCCCCGCUAGCAACCCUUUUAUAUCUAGCCAGGCUCUUCCAGUCCUGUAGCACAGGCCCCCAGCUAUCAGCGGUGCAGGCAGUGCUGUGGCAUCCCAGGCUCCGGGCAGCUGUCCUCAUGCUGAAAGUGGGUCUCUGGCCUUAGCACACCUUGAGGGUCUUAAGAACCACAUUCCCUCAUACUAGAAGGUACUAGAAAAUGUGACACUUGCCAUCAUCAUCCCAAGGCAGGCUGCUACUGCCUUUGCUGACCCCCAGGGUGGCCUCACGGUCAGGACAAAGCUGCCAGGAGCCACAGCUGGGGCUUUGCACCAGCCUAGCUUCAGACUGCGCAAUUUGCAGGGGGUGGGGGGGGGGUGCAAAAACAAGCAAACAGGCUGCUUCUGCCUCCAGCCGCCCACCACAAGCCUGCCCCGGGCACCUGGGGCUCUGAGGCCCCUGGGGAGGCUGGGCCCAGCGGCUGCCCCUGGAGAACACAGACAAAGGACUUCCCCGCAGGGAACUGUGCCCUAUGGAGGGAUCAGACAGGGCUGGGAACAGCCACAGAGGCCGUGUGCCUGUGACACAGCCCCUCCUCCCCUGCACACUCCCCCUGGGUCCUCACGCCUACCCAAGUGCUGGGCUACAGAGGAAGCAGGGCUGGGGAGGCUGCGGGCAUCAAAGACACUGGCGGUGGCGGACCCACCCGCCGGGCAAGGCCGCCCAACCCUUUGCUCUUACGCUGGCCCAGGUCGUGGAGGCUGGCAGGGUCGGGUGUGAGAAGUGCCGUGGCUGCGCUCAGUCCAGUGGGAAGGAGCCGUUCAGCCCGGCCUCCCCAGGAAGCCAUAUCCCCACUCGCCCGGUAAGAGAACCUUGCCAUCCCCUUUCCACUCUCUCCUAGGACACAAGCCGAGGAACCCCAGACCCGGGGGGGAGGAAGGGUGGAGGGGCUGCUGGCUCCCAGGGGUCACCGUGCGCACUGGCGGCCGUGAGGGGCCGGGGCAUUCAGCUCAGCUCUGAACUGGGGAAGCUGGCACAGCAGGGACAGCCUCAGGUGACGGGCCGUGAGAGGGGACGGGUCAGGAGCCUUCCCGAGCCUUCUCCUCAGCCUGACACCCAUGGCCAUCGGAGGCUAGGACGCCAGACACAGCCAUUUGCAGAAAUCAGGCACAGUGACUGCAGCUUAUGUCCAGCCAACCAAGCAUGGGGCCGGGGCUCGGGAAGUCCCUUCCCGCCGCACCACAGCCUAAUUCUUACUGGGACGGAGGACAAACACGAGACGCCACUGUGGAAUGAGCAACUUCGGUGCAUGGGGUGACUUGCUAGGGACCGUGCCCACGUGACAGUCCCUUAUGCAAAGGAGGAAAGAGAAGCCCCGAGUGGGAGGGCAACUGUCCAAAGUCACAGGGUGCGCGGGUGACACAGGGUGAGUCGAGGCUGGCCCGAGGCCCAUGCUCCUUGAACACUGGAGACCACUGUCAGCUAGCAGUGGCCCUUAGGCAAGGCCCGGUCUGUACCCUCCCAGCCCAGCCUUGGGGGCCCUCGCCCUCCCCACAUCUGACCUGCUCACCUGCCUGGACGCUGGGCUGCCAGAGGCAGGAAGCAUCAAACUCCCCAGCCUCGUGGGUGAGGGCCGGGUGCAGGCAGCACAGCUUAGAUGCCCUGGUUUGUCCCUCGUCUCCUGGGAAGCGCUUGCUCCCGCCCAGCUCUCCCGUCACCGGCCUUUCAGGGUUGGGCUAGGCCCAGAGUGCCUUUUAGUCGAUUCUCACGGUGGCCCGAUGGCUCAACCCCGUCCCAAACAGGCCCAGUGAUGCUGCCACCUGCUCCCCAGCUCAGGCCCCCACUGCACCAGCAAUGCUAGAAAACCAAGCCAAUAAAAGUGAUUUCUUUUUUCAUUAAAAAA
This is a messenger RNA of Symphalangus syndactylus (siamang), 9289 nucleotides long. It is a transcript of the gene PLIN4, whose product is annotated as perilipin 4. Gene Ontology annotation, cellular component: plasma membrane. The record is from RefSeq and is a predicted model, not a curated record. NCBI's taxonomy places the organism in Eukaryota, Metazoa, Chordata, Mammalia, Primates, Hylobatidae.